UUCACUAUUCCGAGGAUGGGUAGAUCGUGGAAUCAGGGACGACCCAGCGAUGAACCCGACCCGGGAGCCCCACGAUCAGCCAUGGAAAACCAUCUCAAGGGUCUUCCAACUUGCAAGGAGAAAAAUCGGCAGAAAAGGUAUACUUUAAUGCGAUCUGCCGGGCCCGUCUCAGGGCUGAAUAAUGGGAUUCAGGACCCGGGGGUAAGUCUCAGGUCCACCACCACGAUUGGUCGCCGCUUGGCUGGGCUGCUGCCUUUACAUGCCGAACUAUGGACGAGAACGAAUGCUAGCCAUGAAUUGGUACCGCGCCCUUAUCACUUUCUUGCUAGAAAUGAAGCCUACCAGAGCAGCAAAUCUUAUGACCCACUUCUUCCAAAAAAGGUAUGUUCCUGA
Molecule: messenger RNA, 393 nt
Organism: Aspergillus eucalypticola CBS 122712
Lineage: Eukaryota; Fungi; Ascomycota; Eurotiomycetes; Eurotiales; Aspergillaceae
Exons: 2
Source: RefSeq, a predicted model, not a curated record